AUGACGAUCGGCAGCUCAGACAUGAAGCGCUCUGCUGUGAUUGUCCUGAUGCUCCACACCUACUGUGGCUUCUCACAAAGUCCCCAUGAGCUGAUUUACUUUGUGGGUUGUUUCGUGAACGGCACGACGCAGAUACAGUUUGAGUUUGACUCUGAGGAGAUCUAUUAUGCUGAUUUCCAAAAGCCUGAAAUGAUAUACACUGUUCCAGUUUGUAUUGAUCCCAAUCCAAAUCAAAUAUGGUCAAGCUUGACAAUGCGAGAUAUUCUGGAAAAUAGAGAUCUGUGUUUGGCAUUUACUUCAAUUGUAGAAUCCAAAGAGAAUAAUACACCAGAGGUAAAAGUCCCUCCUGAUGUGACCCUCUAUCCGUCUGAAGAAGUUCAGGUGGGAGUUGAAAACAAACUCACUUGCUUUGUGGAUCAUUUCUACCCUCCUUCCAUCAACGUCAGCUGGACUAAAAAUGAUCAGCCCGUGUCUGAGGGGGUGUCACUCAGUAGAUAUUAUCCCAAAAAGGAUCAGACCUUCCACCAGUUCUCAUCUCUGACGUUCACACCGAGCGAAGGCGACAUUUACAGCUGCACCGUGGAGCACUCGGCCCUGGAGACGCCUAAAACGAGGAUCUUGGAACCUGAUGUGAAUGACCCGGGUCGAGGACCAGACAUUUUCUGUGGACUGGGCCUGACUCUGGGACUGCUGAUGGUGGCAGCUGCAGUAUUUCUGAUUGUGAAGACAAAGGAUGGAUGAUUGUUUUGUCUUGUUAAAUCAACAUAUUAUAAAUGUU
Messenger RNA from Betta splendens (Siamese fighting fish), 778 nucleotides. Its product is annotated as H-2 class II histocompatibility antigen, A-U alpha chain-like. Bases 1 to 741 code for a protein of 246 amino acids. Gene Ontology annotation, cellular component: MHC class II protein complex; membrane. Gene Ontology annotation, molecular function: MHC class II protein complex binding. Gene Ontology annotation, biological process: immunoglobulin production involved in immunoglobulin-mediated immune response; peptide antigen assembly with MHC class II protein complex; positive regulation of T cell activation. NCBI's taxonomy places the organism in Eukaryota, Metazoa, Chordata, Actinopteri, Anabantiformes, Osphronemidae. The record is from RefSeq and is a predicted model, not a curated record. The transcript has 4 exons.